AUGAAUGAGCCCCCUGACGAUCCUGGUGGUGGAUUAACGCCACUGGAGGUCCCUGAGGCCUCCAAUUUUAUUACAUAUCCUCCAAACUGUCCCCCUAGAGAAGAGUCAGAUGGCUCAUUUUUUGACACAGAUGCUUCUGAAAAUACAAAUACUUCCACACUUAAACGUAAACGAGUUUCAGUUAGGAAAAUAUGUAAGCAAUGUAAUAAGAAAAAGCGAAAGCACAGGAAAGUAGAUGGUCCUGUACCUUCGAAUGAAUGUCAGUGUAUUUUUGAUGAUGAAAUGGCUGUGCCUACACAAAGUUUGGGUAAUAACUUCACCCCUCCAGCUCCACUUCACAGCAGCACCCCACUGUUGAAUGAGUCGAAUGUAUCUCAACGUGUCCAGCCUCCACCAACUGAACAGCCUAGUGCCCCGGUUGCUAGGCCUCGACCAAGUAAAGGUUAUAACCGUAGUGAACAUGAGACUUUGACAAGAGAUUACAACACCCCAUUUGCGCCUAGUAAAAGUAUCUUGAUGUCACUGACCAUACAGCAAAUAAUUUUGGAUGCUAAACGACUUGCGGGACGUCUCAAAGAGCGCGAGACUGAAGCUGAUGCUUUGCUAACCGAAACUCAAACUGCUUACAGACAAAUACAUACAAUGAAACAGUAUAAAGAAGAAAUUGAUACUUUGAAUGAGGCUUCUCGUGACAGACCAAGAGGGGCUCUCAUUGGCAGUAUUGAGCGGGAGUCCCGUUUGAUGCGAGAUGUACAACGCGAGAAUGGCGAGCUGAGGGCAGCCCUGGAAGAUCACAGACGAGCAUUGGAGCUCAUCAUGUCCAAAUACCGACAGCACACUGAGAAAAGAGUGUGGGAGUCGAGGAUAGAUUUUACAAAUGCUAUCAAUGAAAAACAGCAGGAGUUAAUCCGGCAACAAGCUGAAAGAAUUAACGAGAUGACAAGUAUUAUGUACAAAGCUGUAACUUUGGAUGAAAACAGUGAUGCGAGGAAAGAAGAGGAACUCUACCAAAGGCUCAUUACAGAAAAUAAGGGUUUGAGAGAAAUGCUGGAUCUGUCAAGGAGAUACGGUUCAGACCGUCCGUGUGUGCCGCUCACGGAGGAUAAGGACGUGCAGACAGAUGGGCCGCCACUGUCUGGCGCGUGACGGUCCGUGCUCGAGCCCUGCCGCCUGUGAACGCACGGCGCUGGCGGCCCUGGAAUCGCUGCCUCGCCGCGACACUCUCAUAGGUAGACAACACACCUCCUGUCCGCACAUUUGAAACCCUACCAACACGGACUUUUGUACUCAAUAGUGUGUACAUAUUUACUUAAGAUAACUGCGUAAUUCAUGUGCCCAAAGUCCUUCAGAAGUUGAAAUGCAAUACCAAUGGAAUUAUGUGUAGAUGACUUAUAUUAUAUUGUCUAAAUCUAAGUUUGGAUGUGUCGUGACGGUUAAGACGUCGGUAUGCAUUUGAAUUUAGUGACAAUAAUUGUCUUUGGUAUCCUUUGUAACGAUUGGGCAUCUAAGCCCGGUUUCACAACAGUAACUGAUCUUAAAGCGUGUAAUACUUGAUUGGUCUGAUCGUAAAACAGUUGCGACACAACUGUGACAUACUUGCUGUGAUAUGACUAGCAGAAUAUCAGCCCCUUACGACUAGUACUUACUGUCCACGUUAUUAGAUGCAUCUAUGUUGCAAAUGUGAUGAUGAAUCGGAAUAAUGUCAGAUGUGCAGGCAGGGUUGUAAUGAUUUGCUAACAACAGUCACCGUUCCAGUAUACAACUUGUAUUUUAUUGUUACUCACAGGUUUUGGAUCUUAGGUCUUUUGACAUAUGUACCUUUCAAAUUCACAUUUAUUUAAUAAUGUGAGUGUUACAAAUUAAAUACAGCGAAAACUACAAUGUAGCUAAUAAAAUCAUUUGGUUUAUCCUUUGGUUGUAUUUGAUGUUAAAUAUUAUAAAAUAGGAGUAUAUUUAAAUGGCGUUUCCAGUUAGAGCUCAUGUUAUAUCUAUAUAUAGAUUGUAUCGUGUUCACACUACGUCUAUAAUGAUAAAGCCAUUUUGUGUAACCAAAUCACUUGAUAUGGCAGAAACUGUGAUCUUUAGUAUUGCGCUGUUAAGUUGUAGAAUGUUUCACUGUUCUUCACUAAACACUCAAUCACAAUUUGACCAAGGGCCUGUUUUAUCACCUUCAUAUACCUGUUAAACUUAGGUGAUGUGUAGAUAAACACCAUGUACAAGAUAAAUUUGAAUAUGAAAUAUAAUUUGUAUGAACUAUGUUUGUCACAUAAGUUUCUCGGUAACAUGAUGGUGGUAAAACAAGCGCUAGUUGAGGAUAAUAAUAAUAAUACAUAACUUCAUUUAUUUGUUUUCAUUCAUAUAAUAUCAUUAGAUAACUGAAUAUCUUAUUGUAAUAAUAAAUGCUUGCAACAUCAUGGCAUGUGUGGUUGGUCAUCUGUUAAUUUUAUUCUAAUGAAAUAUAUAUAUCCCAAAACAUAAUUCUAUCAUUUGUUUGUAAUACUCGUUGUGUACCUACCAUAGUUAUGUUUUAAAUUCUAGAAAAUGUACUUUGUUUAGCAUGAUAUUAGAAUUCUCGAAUUACAUUUAGAAUUAAAUAAAUUGUAACUUUAAUUUGUCAUUGCUCUUACGAUCUCCCUGUCGCCCUGCAAAAGGAUGUAGGUAUGGGAGGAUUAAAUUGAGUAUUAUACUUAUAUUAUCAUUACCUAAUCACAUGUUUACUAGUCAAUUCAUAUGAGCAGGACAAAUAAGUACCGUAUACAUACCUUACACUGCAUAGGAUUUUAUGUUUUAGUUCAUGUUGUUGAAUCAUAGUUAAAAUAACCUCCAUCGUCUUUUAUGAUUGUUGAGCGUUAUUGCAAUAGUGGCUAUCAGUAAAGUAUUAACUCAUAUAAUAUGCAAUAUUUUUUCAUGUAAUUUAGCGGGAUCAGCUUUGAAUGUUAGCAUAAUGGUAGAAAUUGUAGAUGAUUCUUUGUAGGGAAAUUCGUAAAUUCUUAAUAAUGCCAGAGGCAAAUACAAGCAAUACACUAAGAACUGUUACAUGUAAGGAAUCUUUGUUGACUCUGCUCACUUCAUGAUCAUUAUUUAAGUGUACAAUAGGGUAGCUGUGCUUGUCUUGCAUUGGGAACUAAUAUAGAAUAAUGUACUAUUUACUGAUCUACAGGAUACAUUCGAUGCAAUAAUUCGAGAUAUGACGAGGUUCAUUUAUGAGAUUUAUAAAAGUUCUUAGAUAUUAGACAUAAAAUUGUUAUUAUAUAAACCUAUGACUUGAUUUUCCCUUUAUCUGGUUGUGUGGUUUAAUUCGUUUAACCAAUCACCAAUGAAAAUUUUAAUGAGAAUGUUAAGUUCUUAUUUCGUUUAAGUAGUUAAUAGGUAACCUUGUUAAGAUAAAUUUAAGAGUGCUUACUUGUGUUUGUACCCAUGUUUCAUGGUCAAUGAGCUGAAAUACCCACUUGCACAAAUAGUAAAAUGUUAGUAAAUUGUUUUAUUUACUUUCAUGAACUGAAUAAUCAAGUUUAAAACACCAUUAAUAAAAUCAAUAAUAAUAUAACGUAAAAUUUAUGAUAAAUGAAUUUUGGAAGGAAAUAAGAGAUCUUUGUUAAAAACUAUUUUUACAGUUAAUUAGAUGUUAAAUUAUAUUUUAAGGGUUCUCAUUAUAUGGCUCCAGAAUAUAGAAAAUAUUAUUAUUCAAAUACGUAUAUUGUAUGUUUCUUAAAUGUACACGCUUGUAUGAGGUUUUGAACUUAAAAACACAUGUAGUUGAAAAAGUUUAGAAUAAUGUUUCUGCUUAGUUUAUAUGCAUUUAUAUAAUACCUCAUUAUUGGGAAUUAUACCUCCUAUUUUGUUAAACCUAGAUGGUUUCUUGGGGAACCUUUAUGUAAUGUGCUAAAUUCUUUAGUUAGAGACAAUUAUUAUGAAAAAUCUGUGUGAUAAAUCCAGUCCACUUGCGACUUGUAAUUGUUUCAUAUCUGGCAAUGCCGAUAAAAUUGGCGUAAUGUUUUGAAGACAUACAUAGAUACCUCUGUUAUGAGCAAUGGUAGGAGGUCACUAGUUUUUUCUGCUGUAGAACAACACUGUAGAGCA
Molecule: messenger RNA, 4080 nt
Organism: Spodoptera exigua (beet armyworm)
Lineage: Eukaryota; Metazoa; Arthropoda; Insecta; Lepidoptera; Noctuidae
Source: the annotation of a GenBank genome assembly